AUAUUUACAACAAGAACGCAAAGCGGUCGUACGUCUGUGGGUACUGUAGCACUUUAAUUUUGCUACAGUACUGCUACGGGUUUGGGGUAGUUUGUACUUUUUUCUGCAGUUGCAACCUGCAAUUUCCAAAAGCGUAAAGUGAUUCCUCUCAUGAACACAAUCCAGUUUACACAGUUCGUAUUCCAUAGUUCGCAGAAGGACAGGACCGGUACCGGUCAGAAAAUCAUCUCUCCUAUCUGGUAGCACAAUGUCUUAAGUCCUGUUUCGUCUAAUUGGCUACGAGUUCAAAGAAUUCAAUUAUUAGGCCAUCUUCGAGUGCUUGUGUUUGUCGAUACAUAUUUAUCAAUCGUCAUUCAUUACAACUGUGCAAUACACGAUCCUUCAAGCCAAAUUCCUCACUGGAAUGGGGCAAGAUCAAUAAUUGUUACUUGCUACCAGAAUCUUAGAUUCUUAUUGUGUAAAGUAACGUAAAGAUUGAGAAACUUGGCAGUAAUUUUUGCUUUGCAUGUCUCCUUACUGCAUGUCUCCUUGCUACUCCAGACAAGGCAACAAAAAAUGCGAUUGUCCUAACUCAACAAACCGGCCUGGACCCCAGCGAAAGAAGAAGAUUCGUCCAUCCAACCAUUCCAUGCAUUGUCAUGACUAAAGACUUUGCUGCCAUGAGCUCACAACCUUGUUCAUAACUCUCUGGCUGGACUACACUUGUUUCAUUAACCUUUAAGAAUUGUGCAUAUGAUUAAGAUGUGAUUUUACUUGCAGUAAGAAAAGUGUGCAGACAAUGGGAAGGGGGAUCGAGAGAGUGUGGGAUUAUGACAUACGAGAUUUGACAGUCACUGUAUUCAGACCACGCGAUUUUAUUGCAUGCACGACAAUAGAUAUACGAGUUGCGAUUGUCUAGCACAAAUUUUUUUGCCAGCCAGAUAUUCAAGUCUAAAAAUGGCUCAAAUCGUCUAUUUUUAAACAUUUUUUACUAUAAAUAAAAUAAUAUACCUGUCGUGUGUUUAUAAGUUGUUGUUGUGUCCCGUGUGAGAUGAAUUCUUAAAGUCUCAUCAUGCAGCGAAGACAUUUUCAUACAAGUAACGAUAAUAAUCUAAACUGAGCCAACUGCUAAUGAAACUUUUUUAGUGCUAUUGACGCCGAAGGAUGUGAGUAAAAUGGAAAUGAAUCGAUAUCUGGAAAUUGACUAGAAUCGAUCCGAGUUCUGCGUUUAGCUUUUAUGAACACGAAUAGGCAAGCAUGCACCAUGUUAAAAUAUACGUAUACUUCUAAACAAUGCAAGACUAAUGUAUAGUCCUGUUGCGAAUGUAUAAAAUACAUGUAUGAACAAGAGAAAGUGAGUAUGGAUUAAUCGCAAAGUAUGUCGGUGUUAAAUAAUUGGAGCGCAUUUUUAGUAAAACAGAGAUUGAACUUGAAACUCUGAAAAUGUUACCGGAACUACUUUUCUACUUGCCAAAACUGCACUAUUAUGAAUCGACUUGUGUUUUAUCAUGCCAAAGGAGAAUACAAUGUUGUAAAUUUAAAAUAAGUUGUAGUGAAUUUGUGAUGAAAUGUGUGUUGUUAUUUUUGUAUCUGAAUGUGAUACAAGUUCGGGCACAAGAUGCGAUCCGAUUUACUACCACUCCUUCAUCCAUCGGUAUUAGUGGGGCUGACGAGGAAAAUAUACUAGACAGCGACACAUUUGGUGAUUUUAAAAGUGUGAGAAACAAGGACUUUUUCAAUUAUUUGGAUCAAACAAAGGAUAGAAACAAUGGAAUCAAUGAUCCCAGAUAUGCGAAUGAAAGUGGGAUUAGAUUGGAUGAGUUUCUGCAGCAAGUGGUCGAGAAGGACAACGUCACACAUUAUCAGAGAUUGGAGCUGUUUGGCCCAAAACUCUGGUCAAAUCACACAAUUCAUAAUCCUUUAGGAUUUAUAGUGAUUGCACCCUCCAUCAUUCAACCAGCCUCCAUUUACUCGGCCGUGGUGUGGGUAUCGAGUAUCGAAGACAGCCCAAGAUUGGGAAAUUUGCUUGACGAUAAGACCAUUUCGAGAGGGGUCCAUUUUCGACUGGCCCUUUUUAAAAAUGGGGCCGAUAUUCAAGCAUCGACUAUUCACAUUCAGCCGGGGACUUCGGAUGUUCUCAAAAUUCAAGUGCCAACUCAACUGCCUCGAGGAGAGUAUAAAAUUCGUAUCGAAGGAGACGUCGGAGAAGGUCGUGGGGGUUCAAUAUUUGCAUCCGAAACUCGUCUCAAGUUUUCAGAAAAGUUUCUGUCCAUCCUGAUCCAAACUAAUCGACACAUUUAUAAUGGUGGUCAGAAAAUUUUAUUCCGUGUCAUCUCCCUUCGUAGAAAUAUGAUUCCAUAUGACGACCCGAUCGAUGUGUAUAUUUUGGAUCCAAGAGGUUUCAUUAUGCGAAGAUGGCCUUCGGUCCCAUCAUAUUUAGGUGUGAUCGACUUGGAGUACGAAUUGCCAACUUUCACUUCGCUCGGUCACUGGACAAUCCGUGUCGUAGCUGCGUCUCAAGUUCAGGAGAAACGAAUACUUUUGGAGAGGUACUUUCCUUCCCAACACGAAGUUUAUGUUUCAAUGCCGCCCUUUAUCCUGUCCACGGAAGAAGAUUUGGUUGUGGAAGUGUCGUCAUUUUAUGGGACAGAGAAAAGCGUGCGAGGAAAUGCAACUGUGAGGCUGUACGUCACCCAAUGGGGUCAUCAGUAUGUUGACCGGGCACCCUCCCAACAAAAGUACACUCUUUUCGACACUCAAUCGGUGUUCCUGCUGGGGACGCAAGAGCUUAGGUGGCCAAUGUCAGUAAUUUAUGAUGCCAUUGGAACCUCGUCAAAUGUGGGAAUUCGGGUAGAGGCUGAAGUCACUGAAUUCUUUUUGGAUGAAACUCGUUUUGGAUAUGCCGAAAGUAGAAUUAUAAAGGAAACAAUAAGACUGAAAUUCUUAGAGACUGCCCCAAAAGUCUUUAAACCAGGGAUGCCUUUUCGCACAAUCCUGGCAGUCGGUUACGAAGAUUUGGAACGCAUUCCUCGAGACAUCCUUGAGUCAUCUACACUUCGCAUAACGCCGCAGGCUUUUGUCAGCAGUGGAUCUCGUGUUGAUCUUGAACCUAUCGAGAUAAAUUCCAGAGAAAAGUUUCACAAUUUUUUCCAAGAUCGUGGUAGAGACCGGGACAGAGAGAUUUACACCCAUGUGCGAAACCACGUUGUGAGGGAGGGAGACGAGGAGGAGGAGGAGGACCCGUACACCUUCCAGUCCGAUUGGACCGACAAAGAAAGGAAAACAUUCUCCUUGCAGAAUUUCAUCACGAAGAGAAGGGACAAGCGCUAUUUUGAUGAAGGGAUUGUCGAAGUAAAUCUCAUUGUUCCAAAGAAAGCGACUCGGGUUGUGAUCAGGGCAGAAUAUUCAGACGACAAGGGUUCACGCACAGUCGCAGAGCUGGUGGCAGUGCCGGCGUUCUCACCGGGAGGAAAAUAUGUCAGCGUGUCACUGCGGACAGGAGACCCGGUGGCAGUUUCACAUUUUGUAGUUUUGCAAUUCCAAGCAAAUUUCAAACCUCAACAUUUUCAUUACGUGGUCGUGGCCAAAGGUCUCAUCUUAACGCAUAGCACUGAGUUUCUUAAAAACUCUUGGUCCCUUCCGCGUAGUUUCACAGUGGCCGUUUCCCCGGAAAUGGUGCCUGGUUUCCACGUGUUUGUCUACGUGGGAUUGAGAACAGGAGAAGUCGUAUCGGACAGUGUUUUUGUCCCCGUGGACAAUUUUCAAAGACAUAAACUGUCGCUGGUCGUAAAUGGUGCGAAAGACAGGUCCAAGGACACAGUGGAAUUGCAACUUUACGCAGACCCUGCCGCUUAUUUUGGAGUUUCUGCACAAAGGAACGCACGCCACUUGAUGCAGGCUGGGAAUGAACUAAGUCAUUCAUAUGUUUUUCAAACGCUGCAUUCCUUAGAGCCACACAACAGGACGUUGCUAAAAUGGGUUUGGCGUGACCGGAGUGGAGAAAAGUCUGAUCAACUCAAGUACUUUCCUUGCAUGACAUACGCCAUCGACACUUAUCGGAGUCUACAGCAUACGAGUCUUAUUCUUUUCUCGGAUGGUUUCAUAUCGACAUCUCCUUUCCAUCAAGUUGAGUGUCCAGAGGAAGAAUGCAUAACUGGCGGAUGUUACCUUCGUCGACAAGCAUGUGACGGUAGAACGGAUUGUGGCGACGGGACCGAUGAGCUCAAUUGUGACUUUCAGAAUGAUGAGGAUAUCGUCAAUUUCAGAGUCAACAGGGCCAACAGAUUUGGGGACUUUUUCGAUGCUGGAAAUGAAUGGCCUUGGGUUCACGAAGCAAUUGCGCACAGCGGAGACAAAAUAUUUAUGCUGCAAACACCGGAAACAACAGAUACCUGGUAUUUCAAUGCUUUUGCAAUCAGCAAGAAAAGUGGAUUUGCUUUGUUGGACCAACCAAUACAGUACGGAACAGAUAGACCUUUUAUGAUGGUAGUCGAUUAUGCUUCGUCGGUUCGUCGUGGGGAGCAGGUCGGAAUUAUCGCCAUGUUGUACAACAAGCUUCCCAGAGAAAUUCUAGUCCUGGUCACGGUUGCGGGAUCGGAUGAUCAUGUCUUCGUCCAUGCUGGAAAGCACGGACAGCUCGAGUUUGAUAAAGAUCAUCCCCAAUUCUCUGGAGGGGAUCACCAACAACUUAUCUGGAUGGCUCCUGAAUCUGAGCAAGAGCUGAGAGUACCGAUAAAGCCGCUUGUUGACCAGGGCACAAUAACGGUUACAAUUACGGCGACUACUCAAAUUAGAAGUGAUACUGAAACUUGCGAGAUUGAAAUUUUGCCUGAGGGAGGUGGUGUUGGGAAGCACACAUCCCUUCUUCUGGAUAUGAGAAAUCGUGCCAUUGUUUUAAAAUAUUUUAAUAUCUUCGUGGAAGAAGUUCCGUGGGUGCCAUAUGAAACUAAAAGAAAAUAUGUGUACGGCAGUCCCUCCGCUCAUGUUCUAAUCUCAGGAGAUAUCAUCGGUCCAUUGCCAAAUUCUCUGCCUUGCACAAUGUCCAAUCUCAUGGGAAAAGAUGGGAAGGGAACGGCUGACCGAUUGUUUGAGCUUUCAGCCAACAUUUGGGCCUUGCAUUAUCUCCGACUGACGAACCAACUCACGACGUCGAUCUCUCGCCCAGUCUUUACUCAUAUGAACAAACUCUUUGCUUGGAUCAUGAAACGAUUCAGUUUGCCUGGAUUCUUUAAAAUGUGGAACAUUUCUCGACCAUCCGUGUGGCUGAGUUCUUGGGCUUUGCAAAUAUUCCAGCAUGGUUCCUUCCAAGACUGGGAAAAUGAGUUUUUUGUGGAAGGCCCAAUUUUUGCUAGAGUGAUUCAAUGGAUUCUAAAGUAUCAGAAUUUGGAUGGCAGCUUUUCAGAGACUGAACACUAUGAGAUGUUCCCAGUUAACAAGAAGAUGGGUUACAUGGGUAACAUGGAAGGGGUGGGUGCAAAUGUGACCCUCACGGCUCAUUUGCUAAUUACCCUGCAACUGGUGACACCCAUUCUGGAUGGGAAUAUUCGUGUUGAGUGUAAUAAUGCCAAACAAAAUGCUCUCAGAUUUUUAGAACGAAGUUUAUCAGACAUCACGAAUCCUUACCAGAUUGCAAUUACUGCCUAUGCUCUCACCAUUGCCGAUAGCACUGAAAAAGAGUCUGCCUUCUCAUUGCUACAUUCUGUGAGGACGGAAGCAGGUGAAUUUAUCUACUUUUCUCCAGCGCCUGUUGUGACAAACGCAAUUACAUACGAGAAUAACAGGCCAUUUCUUGAACCUAAAAACAACGAAUUUUGGGACUCGGUCGCUGUGGAAGGGACGUCUUAUGCUCUCUUGGUCUACCUCAUCAGGGAUGGAGUCUCCCCAAUACCUGACAGAAUUGUGGCUUGGUUAAAUACGAUGAGAUUGACCGACGGGGUUUUUAUUUCAUCCGUGGAUUCAGCAGUAGCAUUUCAGGCUCUGACAGAGUAUGCUAAUCGUGCCCGAAUACGUGACAUAACGGAUGUAUCAAUAAAAAUUGAGCUGUCAAGUCAAGGCGAAGACGCCGAACCGUUUGUCUUUCUCCCAGACUCAGCUUCCGCUUCUCAACAAGUCGACGUCUCAAAAGUGUGGGGUCACGUUAACAUUCAAGGAAGAGGAGCAGGCCAAGCAGUGGUUCAACUCGAUGUGGCGUUUGGCGUGGAUUGGGAGGAAUACAAGGACACGCCUCCCGUGGACGCCUUCGAACUUAAAAUUGUCGAAUACUUCAGCGACAGAAGAAAUAAGUCUGAUCUUACAGUGGAGGCCUGCUUUAGAUGGAUUCUUCUAGAGGAGUCCGAAGUGAGUGGGGGUGCGGUGUUGGAGGUGGAAAUUCCGAGCGGGUAUGGAAUGAUUCAAUCGGAUGCGGCGAGGUUGGUUAGUUCCGGAAUCCACCCCUUCCUCAAGGACGCCUGGACUGUGCCAGGAAAAACGAGCUGGUAUUUCGAACGGGUUCCAUCUUAUGUGACAUGUUUCAACCAUACGGUCAAGAGAUGGUACCCAGUUGCCAAUUUAACGAGACAUCGUCAAGCCACCCUUUAUGAGUCAUAUUCGCCAGAGCGGUUUGUGAACACUUUGGUCAACGAUACGACUCUGAUGAAUCUCGACAUCUGCCAAGUAUGUGGUUCAUCGUCCUGUCCUUACUGCCCAUUUUAUAAUAAUGUUUCAUUACUUAGGAUAAAUUAUCUUGUGCUUUGUGGCUUAACUGUGUUUUCGAUACUUAAAAUUAGCAUGCCUGCUGUGCAUUCCGAUUUGUAUUAGCUAUAAAUUCGUACUUGUUAUUAAGUUAGGUUUAUAGGAUAUAUAAUAGAUAAAUAACCAGUAGUAAUGAAUAUGACUCGAAUAAUAUACACCGGUAAAGUCAGGGUGACAGCGAGUGACAUUAAGAAUUGUUCGAGUAAAAGUGAUCUGUUUGUUCGCGUUAAACUAACUUCAGUAUUACCAUUACCUUUAUUUUGCGCAGCAGGGGUAAUAAAAAUAAAACACAUUUUGUUAGCUUUUAUACUACAGUAAUUAAAAUGCCAGAAUUUUAACUAUACUAAAUGUAACGCAAUAAACCAAGUUGGACUUUCAA
Molecule: messenger RNA, 7087 nt
Organism: Folsomia candida
Lineage: Eukaryota; Metazoa; Arthropoda; Collembola; Entomobryomorpha; Isotomidae
Product: pregnancy zone protein
Exons: 40
Coding region: 1423-6774 (1783 amino acids)
Cellular component (GO): extracellular region
Molecular function (GO): endopeptidase inhibitor activity; protein binding
Source: RefSeq, a predicted model, not a curated record